This is a messenger RNA of Nanorana parkeri, 763 nucleotides long. RefSeq names its product chromosome unknown C2orf49 homolog (gene TSLIG2). Lineage: Eukaryota; Metazoa; Chordata; Amphibia; Anura; Dicroglossidae. The record is from RefSeq and is a predicted model, not a curated record. Gene Ontology annotation, cellular component: tRNA-splicing ligase complex. The coding region runs from base 23 to 700 and encodes 225 amino acids. Gene Ontology annotation, biological process: embryonic morphogenesis. The transcript is spliced from 4 exons.
GGCAUUGUGGGAGGUGCUGGUAAUGGCUCAGGUUGGUGGCCGACCAGUGGCAAUGGGGCAGGACUGCGAUCUCUUCUUGCACCCAGAGCUGCUUUCCAGGGAUUUCUUGCUGCUGUCUCUAGGGCAGAAAAAUAUCGUAGUGGAAGAUUCUGUGAAUGACAAGGAGAAACUAACUGAAAUAUUUGUCCAGCAUGCCAUGCCCCUUCCUCAAAGAGUUUUGCCCAAGAGUCGGUGGGGUAAAAUGAUGGAAGGUAAAAGAGAAGUAAAAAAGCACACACAGCCUCAGCAAAGUUGCAUCGCAGAAAGUGGGCGAAAACGACCUCUCAUAGUGUUUGAUGGCAGCUCUACUAACACUAGCAUAAAAGUGAAAAGGAAAGAAAAUGGAGAGACAGCCCAGAGACUUCAUCCCUUGCAUACAGAAAAAGCAAACAAUACUAUCCGAACAGGACAACCAACCAGCCCCGUGUCCAACCCUUGUUCUCCUCCUGCUAAAGUAGUCAACAGUGAUAACAAUGGACAGCAGGACAGUGGCCCAGGGAGCAAUGCAUCAACAGGCAAAGUAAAAACACAGACAUCUCCAAGUGCAAGUGCAAGCGCUGUCAAAAUAAAAAGGGCUGCUCCAAAGGAGGACUCUGAUGUGACAAGUGAUGUGAAACCUUCGGAAGCAAAGAAGAGGAUUAUGCAUGUUACAUGGCCUUGAUUUUUACUCAAUGCAGUGUGACUUCUUUGAAAAGGACUUGGUAAACAGCACACUGGGAUGUUU